This is a messenger RNA of Cadophora gregata, 3185 nucleotides long. RefSeq lists its product as uncharacterized. The transcript is spliced from 2 exons. The record is from RefSeq and is a predicted model, not a curated record. The coding region runs from base 1285 to 3087 and encodes 600 amino acids. NCBI's taxonomy places the organism in Eukaryota, Fungi, Ascomycota, Leotiomycetes, Helotiales, Ploettnerulaceae.
CUAUCUAUCUCAUCAUUCCACUCCCAAACCAAAGCAAAGCACGGCAGCCAGCACCAGUACAAAAAGCUGCUGCCUUCCCAUCGCUUCUUGGCAUAUAUACCUAUCUAAUCCAGCGCUGCUCACCACCACCAAGACCUUUUGCUGAAGAAGCUCAGCAAUGAUGCGAGGGUCUUUGGUCUUGGCCGCGGCUUCCGGAGAGAGUGGGAUUUUGUGAUCAGUGACCAGUGACGUCGAGACAUUGGCGAGCGAGGAAGUGUGAGUGCGAGUAAAACCUGAGUCUUGGUUGAUCGGAGUGUUCUCUUCUCCAUGACAGGAUCAUUCUCAUUCUUUGGACACAGUUUUGUGGAUCAGAUCAGUGGAAUUGUAGGAAUUGAGACUUUGACGUACGUAUGCACCUACCUUGAAGUGGCUGGCAGGAGGGGCAUUCUUCGGUAUCGGUAUCGAGCCUGCCGAGAAAUUUGAAGGAGGCUCUUUUUGGUUUGUCUUCCCAACCUCUCUUAUGUUGAAUUUGAAUCGGGAACUGCCACUGCGCUUUUGGAAUUGGAUUCGGUCUAUCAUGUCUCGCUUCCUCACGAUGCCAGCUGUGCUCUGUUUCGUUCCGAUAUCUGGUGGCGUUCAGGUCCCGUGACUUUAAUUGGGCACUGAAACAUACUUAUGCCCCAGGAAGGGUGGGAUAUUUCGUUGUCAUUAGAGCAAACAUCUCUUUUAGUAUCAAUUGGUCGUUUUGAAUUCAAGCUGACUUCAUGAUGAAUCAGACAGUUCAGUCCUUGUUUGGUGUUGGUACUUUGAUGUCCAGAAACAAGGAGAGCAGAAACAUCAAUGCUGGCGCCGACCCAGGCUGUCCACAUCCGAACAAGACCUGGCAAGAAGCACAGCAAUGUUCUGAGCAGUUCGGAAUCAGUAUCCACGUAUUCUGGCGACGGCUAGAAGCCUACUUGCUUACACCAAAAGGAUGAGAUCGACGCAACGUCUAGCUACCAAGAGGCAACGGACGAACAAAAACGCCAAAGCCAGUGAAGGAGUCCAAAUAACUGCCCUUGGAUGGACAAAGACUCACCAGCUUCAUUCCCUUCGGGUCGCGAGUUUCACCGAGGACUCUACAGCGCAGGCUGAGUUGUCUUUGAGUGCGACUAGGGUGUAGAAAUUUCGACUGAUUUAAGCGACCCUGCUCAUGUCACUCGAAGUAAACAACAACAACUCGACAAAGCUACAGGCAAUUGCAAACCACAAAUGCGCCAACACCACUUGUCCAAUCAAUUGUUAUAGCUUCCCAAAAUUGUGACAAUGUCACUCCCAGCUUAUCAAUCGAAAGACCAAGCCUACGAGGCUGGCAUGGCAGCCCUUGCUCCUUACCUUGAUGGUAGCUCCCUCAACUCGCUAUCGCGUGUCAACAGUACAUUUUUCAAAGUUUUUGGCAGUUAUCUGUGGAAGGACCCAAUCAAAAUCAUCUACAAGUCACGUACUCCUUACACCAAGGCCAUCAAAUUUAUCUCUCAGAAGCAUGGAGAGCGCUUCAGUGAUGUCGUCCAGAUCUUGGACUUCCGUCCACUUAUCAGAUUGAAGGAUAAUGGCUAUUUGAUUCACGACUUUAUUCCGAAUGAGCGGUAUUUCAAUUGCCACUACAUCCUCAACAUCCUGACAUACUUCAAGAAUCUAAAGUUCGUGGUCCUUGACGAUAUCCAAAACUCUAGAAAUGCCUACUUCUACGACGAGACCUACACACGCUAUAACAUCAAGCCCCUACUCCUCAGUGUCUCCAGCUCCGUCCUCCUCGAUAUGAGCGCUGUACUUGAAGCAGAUAUGUUCUCCAACCUGAUGUACUUGGACAUAUCAGCAACAUACCAUGCUCCUGCAGCGAUCGCAUCCCUUAGCAACUAUGAAUUUGGCAAUUUACGCAUCGUGAAGAUGAGUAACAUGCGACUUACAAAAUUGCCCCGCUUCGUUCUCGCUCUUGGGUUGCGAUUGUGGAGUCUGGAUGUUAGUGAGAAUCUCCUCACAGACAUAGACAUCGAUGCCCUGAUCUUACACUGCAUCAAGCCCGCAAUCUCCCGUCCUGAUUCAUUGACUCCGCAAGUCACUGAUGCAGCAUUCUUCGACCAUCCGCCGGAGUAUACACUCCACGGUGAUGUCCAGGACGAUAUACCAGCACGACGACCAGACAGCACAACUCCAUUCAUCGAAGCCAUGCUCAACACUGAUGAUGAUGUGUCCAAUCCGAUGUAUGCCAACACCGGCCUUACCCAGCUCUACAUCUCAAGCAACAGGCUCACAUCUGUUGGCACAAGGCUUCUACUGCGAACCACAAACCGAUUGCAGGUCCUUGAUCUAGGAGCUAUGCAAAGCGACGUCCACCCAACGAUGAUACAUGCAGAACACGCCACCAUCUUCCACACCAACGGACCUAACCUCAUGCCACCCUCUCACCUAGAGCGAAUCCGCAUCCACCACUCCUUCGUCACCUACGUCCCGACUCUAACCCUAGGCUCCUCAACACACUACCACGAAGCCUACAUCCAGCAAGCCGAGAUCUUCGCACAAGGCUACACCUCCGACCCAAACAUAUCCUACGACCCUCUCCAAAACCACCGCAUCACCCACCUAAUACUCACACACAUCCCCACCAAAUCUUACGGGAUCCUCAUCGACCACCUCAUCGCCCUCAUCCGCAAAGUGACAAAACAGCACCAGGACAUUGAGACUGUCCGCGCAGCUGCGACCCGUCACCGCCGCUCGCCAGUCCUGCUCCCGGGGUUGCGUCUGCUGCGGUUGGAGUUUAUUCAUGAUGAUGGGAGGGGGGAAAUGUCCUCGUCUUAUUCUUCUGUCUCGGGAGAUAGGGAUGCAGAUACGUUCUUGGAGAGGAGUUUGGGGGAUUUUUCGUUCUUUGGGGAGGGAGAGGGUGGGGAUGGGGGGUUGGCUGCGGGAAAGAUGAAGAAGGAGAAGGACAAGAAGGUGAAGGGAAGGGGGAAGGAGAAGGAAAAGGAGAAGGUCCUACGGGACGUAGUUGCUGAAUUAAAGACAUUUAGAGAGAAGGAGCAACCCCGGUGGUCCGGGCAGUUGCAGUUGGUUGUCCCAGCGAGGGGACUUUGAAUGUUGGUAUCUUGGGUGGGGCCGUUGAGGACGAUUGUCUUUCUGUUUGUUUAAAUACCCUGUCUAGUUAGCAAAAUAUACCAAGUCAUGAUUUUCAA